AUGGCAAUCUACACGUACAUGAAGCCGGAGGAGCUGGUGGAGCUGCUCGACAAACCCAGCUCACUCGCCAAGGUCGCGGUGAUAGACUGCAGGGAUAGCGAUCGAGACUGCGGCUUCAUCGUGAACUCGAUAAGCAUGCCAACGAUUAGCUGCACGGAAGAGAUGUACGAGAAGCUCGCCAAGACGCUCUUCGAAGAGAGGAAAGAGGUCGCCGUCUUUCACUGUGCACAGUCGCUCGUACGGGGCCCCAAGGGAGCCAACCGCUUCGCACUGGCACAGAAGAAACUCGGCUACGUGCUCCCUGCCGUGUAUGUGCUGCGUGGUGGGUGGGAGGCGUUCUACCAUAUGUAUGGCGAUGUGCGGCCAGACCUCAUGUAUGUGUGA
Molecule: messenger RNA, 384 nt
Organism: Leishmania mexicana MHOM/GT/2001/U1103
Lineage: Eukaryota; Euglenozoa; Kinetoplastea; Trypanosomatida; Trypanosomatidae
Exons: 1
Coding region: 1-384 (127 amino acids)
Cellular component (GO): nucleus; cytoplasm
Molecular function (GO): protein tyrosine phosphatase activity
Source: RefSeq, a predicted model, not a curated record